Messenger RNA from Phragmites australis (common reed), 373 nucleotides. Its product is annotated as ABC transporter G family member 41-like. The coding region runs from base 16 to 354 and encodes 112 amino acids. The record is from RefSeq and is a predicted model, not a curated record. The transcript is spliced from 2 exons. NCBI's taxonomy places the organism in Eukaryota, Viridiplantae, Streptophyta, Magnoliopsida, Poales, Poaceae.
UGAGGUUUGCGCAGGAUGGGCAACACCGAGCUCGACGAGCAGCCGGAGAAGAGGUCACCCGAUGCCAACGGUGCCGUCGCCCCGAUUCCGGGGGGAGCCGCCGGACGGCGAGAGCUCAUCGGCAGGCUCAUCACGCACGUGGAGAAGGACAACCGCCGGCUGCUGCAGAAGAUGAGAGACAGGAUGGACAGGGUAGACGUGCAGGAGCCGACGAUAGAGGUGAGAUUCAGGGACCUCAGCGUGGAAGCGGAGUGCCGGGUUGUCCAAGGAAAGCCCCUUCCUACGCUGUGGAACUCUGCUCUCGCAGUCACUUCCGUGAGUUUUUUUUUCUAUUACACUGACAACACACACUAACACACAUCACUAUAUAUAC